AUGUGCCGGAUCCGGCCGGGAUGUGCCGGAUCCAUCCGGGAUGUGCCGGGCCGGGCGGAACCACCGGCCCACGGUGCCGCCUUGUCCCUGCUGCGCAGCUCCGCCACCGAGGAGGGCAGCGCGGCGUCCGAGGAGCCGGAAGCGGCGCCGGAUCCAGAGCCGGUUCGGGAGCCGGAGCCGGUUCCGGAGGCGGUGCCGGUUCGGGAGGCGGUGCCGGUUCCGGAGGCGGUGCCGGUUCGGGAGGCGGUGCCGGUUCCGGAGGCGGUGCCGGUUCGGGAGCCGGAGCCGGUUCCGGAGGCGGUGCCGCGCACCCUGGCCUACGUGGUCCCCGUGGAGGGCACCUCGCGCACCCUGCGCCUGCGCCAGCAGGUGUUCCUGCCCAACGACCUCCGGGUUUACGCGGACGGCGGCGGGGGGCCCGUCACGUCCGAGCCGGCGCACAUCAAGCGYGACUGCUUCUACGAAGGCUACGUGGAAGGUGUCCCGGGUUCCCUCGUGGCCCUCAGCACCUGCUCCGGACUGAGUGGGAUUCUGCAGCUCCCUAAUGCCACCUAUGGAAUCGAGCCUCUGGAUGCUGCGCCCGGAUACCAGCAUCUCGUCUAUUUGGUGCGGAAUGACGAUGUAGAGAAUCUGAUAUUUGUGGAAAACAGCUCGCUGGCACAGCCGCAGGACAUGGCGCCGGGGCAGGAYGGAGGAGCCCAGGUGAAAGCCGCCACUAGAUCCCCUCGGUAUCUGGAAGUGCACGCAGUUUUGGACAAGGCCCUGUACRACCACAUGGGUGCCACCAAGGCCACCGCCACGGAGAAGGUGGUUCAGCUCUUCAGCUACGUCAACAGCAUGUUUACUCGCCUUAACCUGACCAUAGUAUUGACUUCCCUGGAGUUUUGGACGGAACGGGAUAAAAUCCCAACCGUGGGAGGUGCCCAGGAGUUACUGCAGAGGUUUCUGCAGUGGAAAAACACCCACCGUGUCCUGCGGCUCCAGGACAUCACGUUCCUGUUGGUCUACCGGCAGCAGCCGCKUUACGUGGGAGCCUCCUCUGCGAGCAGGUUGUGCCACAAGAACCUCGCUGGAGCGGUGGCCGUGUACCGCGGCGCGAUGACGCUGGAGACCUUCUCGGUGGUGGUGGCGCAGCUGCUGGGGCUGAGCCUGGGCAUCGGCUACGACGGCGCCCGCCGCUGCCGCUGCGCGGGGGCCACCUGCCUCAUGCAGAGCACCGCGGCACGCUCCCCUGGCGCCAAAACCUUCAGCAGCUGCAGCGUGAGGGACUUCCAGCGUUUCCUGGCCAGCGGGGAAGGGCAGUGCCUCUGGAAUAGGCCUACUAUGGAUAUAUCCUAUCGAGCUCCCGUGUGYGGCAACAAGGUGGUGGAGCCGGGAGAGGCCUGUGACUGCGGUUCGCCCGAGGAAUGCAAGCGGGAUCUGUGCUGCACGGUGGGAUGCAAAGCCAAGAAAGGGGUGGAAUGCCUGUCGGGACCGUGCUGCUGGAAAUGCCGUUUCCUGCAAAAGGGAACCCUGUGUCGGAGCAGCCCRGAGGACGAGUGCGAGCUGAAGGAAUAUUGCAACGGCACCUCCGGGCAGUGCACGCCCAACUUCUGGGUCAUGGAUGGGCAUCCCUGCAACCGCCGGAGCGCCUUUUGCUACCGAGGAGUGUGCCAGCUCGCCGACAAGCAGUGCCAGAGGGUCUUUGGGAAGGGUGCCAGGAACGGCCCCCUGGCCUGUUACGAAGAAAUAAACGGCCGAAGGGACAGGAUGGGACAUUGCGGUUCCAAUCAGAGCGGCUACCAGAGCUGUGCGUGGAAGGAUCUGCGCUGCGGGAAGCUCAUCUGCGAGUAUCCCAGCCACAAGCCCUUCACCAGGGAGAAGGCGGCGGUGGUUUACGCGCGGGUGCAGAACUCGCUCUGCGUGACGCUGGACUACAUGAAGCCUCCCGCCCAGAGGGACCCCAUGCUGGUGAACGACGGCACCGUCUGCGGCGACCGCAUGGUCUGCAUGAACCAGAAGUGCGUGCCUGCCACCGUCUUCAACUACAAGUGUGAAAUAAAGACCAAAUGCCACAAUCACGGCAUCUGCAAUAACAAAGGGCUGUGUCAUUGUCACCCUGGCUGGAAGCCACCCACCUGCCUGGAGAGAGCGAACACGAUGGGAGGGAGCAGCGAGAGCCUCUUCAGAGCGGAUGAAGCGGUCGUCCCGAGCAGGGACGUGCUGAGGAACUGGCUCCUUAUCAGUUUCUGCCUCUUCCUGCCCGUCCUCCUGGGCGCCACCAUCCUGCUGCUGUGGCAACGCGCCUGGUGCCGCUGCCGCGCUCCGGAGGGCUCGCCGCGCGAGGGGUGA
Nothoprocta perdicaria is the source of this 2331-nucleotide messenger RNA. Its product is annotated as disintegrin and metalloproteinase domain-containing protein 2-like. Gene Ontology annotation, cellular component: plasma membrane. Lineage: Eukaryota; Metazoa; Chordata; Aves; Tinamiformes; Tinamidae. The transcript is spliced from 18 exons. Gene Ontology annotation, molecular function: metalloendopeptidase activity. Bases 1 to 2331 code for a protein of 776 amino acids. The record is from RefSeq and is a predicted model, not a curated record. Gene Ontology annotation, biological process: binding of sperm to zona pellucida; cell adhesion; proteolysis.